UUACACCAGUAGUCCAACCCUCCCCCACCUUUUCUCCUCUUUGGCUUUGCCAGUUAUCUAUCCAUCCAUCCGUCAAUUUCUCCUACUCACAAUAUCCCACUAUUUCGAACAGCUGAUUUCCAAUAAAGAAGGGGAAUUAAGAAGACAUAUUCGACAGAAGAGAAAACGAAGAAUGGAAUAUAUCACAUAGCAUCUUGUUUUAUUUGUCUGGCACUCUCAUUUUAGAUAUGGCUAGUUUGUUAGCAACUUACUAGCUAGCGUAGCUAACGGUAGCUGGCAACCCCGGCUUACGUUAUGCAGCUAGCAGUGCAGAAUUGACUGUGGUUUCUUUUCUUCGGUGGCGGGCUUUCUCGUUCUUCUCACCUUGUGUUUGUGUUGUUUUGUAAAACAUUUCCUGAAACCUUUUUGCAUACUAAAAUAGUUUUUUCCUCCAAACCAGUAUAUAGGUCACGAAAGCAUGCUAACGUUAGCUAAGUACUCGGCUAGCUAUUGGUCAUGGAACAGCUGGUUAGCAUCCGGACUAAGUACCUAGCUUGUUAUACAAAUGUAAAUUUCAUGAUUGACCAACAUUACGAGCUUUAAGAACUGAGUGCGCACAAGCGUUUGGAACAUGUAUUUACCUCUGCAAAAUUAAAACGAUGCCGCUAUAUUAUAACUAAUUGAAUAUAUGCACACACUCGUGUGUUUUACCUUGGUAGUUGUUGUAAGCUAGCAUCAACCGGACAAAGGUAGCCGAGCAGAUAGCUAGCUAUGCCGGUUAGUAAACUGAUUUAACGCGACCUGAUAGUCUGAAUUUGCACAUUAAUGCAUUGCUAGCUUAGUUGAGAUUCCGUAAAAGUAGGCCAGCAAAUCCUACAAAAAGUACAAAUGUAUUCACGGCGACAGGCUAGGUAGCUACAUUUGAACAUUGUUUUCCCACGCCAGCCCUCUAUUGAUUAUGUGUCUAGUCAAUUAUAUAGGUGGCGUUUGCUUUUGUGUGUCUAGUUCAGGAAUUUCUGUCCGCUUACUGAUUAUGACCGACAUCGUUUUUUAACUCUUUGCUCAUUUUUCUUUUGGUUUCCAUUCGUGUUCUAACUACCUACCUCACUAAAGUCAGUGCGUGUGAUUCCACAACGGGAGUCUACAAGCUCGCUAAACAACGCUGCUCCUGUUAUCUGCUAGCCAUUAUCAUACAUUGUUUACAUUCUCCGUUUCAUGUUCUACAUGCGAGGAAGCUGCCCACAAUCAUGCCUGCAUAGGACAUCUAUUGAAGUCAAGCCGUCGGAUCAUGUAUAUUUAAUACAUGCAACGCUCAAACCUAGUAUUACACGUAGCUCCCAAACUAACUCCUCUGAUAGGGUUUUGAACUAGAAUGGCAUUCCAUGGUACCGGCCGGCAACAGACGGUAUGUGGCAACUUAUUCCCGGGAUCUGAGUUAGGCCAUAACAAGUAUUUUUGUGUCAACACUUCUACUGGAGCAACUUCCACGGGCCUCAGCGCAACACCAAGUCUAACUGGACCCAUUGCCCCAGCUGGGACGCCUCGACACCCAACAUCUCUUGGGGGAAGCAGUGGUGGUGGGGCAGCUGUGCCACAACCUCGUAGUAACCCAGCCAGUGAAGUGCCAAGCCCUGCUGAGAUGGAACCAGAUCGUCCUAUCGGCUAUGGCGCCUUCGGUGUGGUUUGGUCGGUGACAGACCCUCGGGAUGGGAGGAAGGUGGCCCUGAAAAAGAUGCCCAAUGUCUUCCAGAACUUGGUCUCCUGUAAGAGGGUCUUUAGAGAGCUGAGGAUGCUCUGUUUCUUCAAACAUGACAACGUGUUGUCGGCACUGGACAUUCUGCAGCCUCCACAGAUCGACUGCUUUGAGGAGAUCUACGUGAUCACUGAGCUGAUGCAAAGUGACCUCCACAAGGUCAUCGUGUCUCCUCAACCACUCACCACUGACCACAUCAAGGUGUUCCUUUAUCAGAUCCUCAGAGGGCUGAAGUACCUGCAUUCUGCUGGAAUCCUGCACAGGGACAUCAAACCUGGAAACCUGCUUGUUAACAGCAACUGCUUGCUGAAGAUCUGUGAUUUCGGGCUGGCUCGUGUGGAGGAACCCGAUCCGUCACGUCACAUGACCCAGGAGGUGGUGACUCAGUACUACCGGGCUCCUGAGGUGCUGAUGGGCAGCCGGCAUUAUGGCUCAGCCAUAGACGUUUGGUCUGUGGGCUGCAUCUUCGCCGAGCUGCUUGGCCGACGAAUCCUGUUCCAGGCCCAGAGCCCAAUACAGCAGUUGGAUCUGAUCACUGAUCUCCUGGGUACCCCUCCCCUCUCUGCCAUGGUGUCUGCCUGCGAGGGGGCCAGAGCUCACAUCCUGCGAGGACCUCACAAACCCCCAUCGCUCUCUGUGCUCUACAUGCUGUCUGACGGGGCGACCCACGAGGCAGUUCACCUGUUGUGUCGCAUGCUGGUGUUUGAUCCUGCCAAGCGGAUUUCAGGCAGCGAUGCCCUCUCACACCCCUACCUGGACGAGGGCCGUCUGCGCUACCACACAUGCAUGUGCCAGUGCUGCUACUCUGUGCCCAGUGGGCGUGUGUACACUCGAGACUUUGAGCCGCCCGCCGACCGGAACUUCAGCCACAGCUAUGACAACAGCCUGCUCUCCGUCUGGCAGGGCAAAGAGCUCAUCCAUCGUUUCAUAACAGAGCACCAGCAGGGGAAGCGAGUGCCGCUGUGCAUCAACCCCCAGAGUGCCGCCUUCAAGACCUUCAUCAGGUCCACUGCAUGGCAUUCCUCCAAAGUUUCCAGGAAGGAGGAGAGAUGAAGCAGAGUAUCGUUCAUGUACAGAAGGAGUCAUGGGAAACGCAGUUUAAAAUGAAUACAAAAAAGACUACAUUUUCCAUCAAUGAAAACUACAGUUCCCAACUAUGAAAGCUCCUGUGGAAACUGGCGUGGACUCCAACAUUACACCAACGCUAUAGACAUUUCCCCAUGGCUGAACUAAAAUGUGCUUCUGAAUGGAGAGAAGGAAGAAAUGGAAUAAGUAGAAGAAAAAUAGGAAUUGUCAAAGAGGAAAAUGAUUAGAAAUAUUUAUUGGUAUGAAAUGUUGGUGUGUGGUGCUCGGGGUUGAUCGGCAAGAGACAAAGAAACUGCAUUUUAAAAAUAUAUAAUUUAUGUUGAAUAAUUGACAAUGGAGACAGAGGAAUAACGUUUUUUAUCCUAAUUUAUGUUAAAUAAUUGUUCUGCUCUGUGCGUUUUGAAGUCAUUCCAGCCUCAUGCAAUGCGAUGAAAAUCGUCCCUGCGGCUUGCUCCCGGCAAUAUCUUACCCUAUCUGUGACUUAAAGGUUAUCAUAAGAAUGAUCAGUGUGACGACUCCCUUUUACCACUAAUUCUAUAGAUGUGGUUGGAUAGUCUCAGUGGCUUCGGAUAGCUGAACCUAGACCCGUGCUUUGAAGCCACCUCGAGCAUAGCGUCACGUCACUCUCUAAUAUACCCUCAUGUUGGCCCUAGUCAGAAUGUACUGCGUUCUUCGAUUGCGCUGGGCCACGGCAGGAGAGAAGCUUCUGGGACUAGGCAUAGGCUAACCUAUGCGGAGCGUUGCAUUUUUUUCUUAUUAAAUCCUUUUUUGUUAUUUUGUAAUUUUUUAUUUAUUGUAUGUUUUUUGUUUUAAUGCUGGGUACAUAUUUGAUCAUGUGUGCUUGUAGUUGGCCAUUUCACUGAAGACACUGUGUCGUGUGCGGGUGUGUGUAGAGUGUAGGGGUAAGUGCAGUUUUCUGCUUCAGUGAUCUCAUUACCUCAAAAACAGUUGGGAUUGAACAGAGAAACCAGAGAUGUUCUAAUGGAUGUGUGCAUAGACAAAACCCAACUGAACUAUGUACUAUAACGUGAUUUAAUUCCUCUACUGAGUCACACUGUACUUCUCCUGAUGCUCCCGCUUUCUUUCGCUAUAUCUUGGCGAGCACGAUGGAGGGACAGGUGACAAGAAGAGUAGCUAUCCGAAUUUGUCACUGAAAUGCUGCUGUAUGUCGUUUUCUUUUUUUGUUUCCCUUUUACCGGUUCGUUGAUUUCAAGUUGAAUUCACGGCUCAGGUGUUCCAUUGCAAAGACUGCACGCACAAAACGCUCACAAAUGAUUCACCAAUAACAGUGUGCCUCACCUUUUUCCGUUCACCAAGAGGAACCAUGAAGCUCUGUGCACUGAAAGCUCUUUGCGUUGAAGCUAGUACUCACUAACAAUAGGCUCCUGAAGACUGUACUGUACUAAUUGGCAUUGCCAUUGUGGGCAGUGGUCAUUCCCUUGUCACCAGAUGGUGCUAUUGCUAUUGGAUGUGUAGACUAGGUGGGCGAUGGGGGAUUUGCCAGAAUGUUUCAAUUGUGUAAACCUGCAUGUGUGUAUUUAUGAUAUAAAAAAGGAAGAAAUUGUGGAUUUGAAUGCAGUGCAAAGGGAGUUGUCCCCACAGACAGACCUUGCUUGUGCUGGUGUUAUUUAAAUUAAUUUUUUAGGAGAUCAAAUCAUUUUUUUCUUCUGUAUUUUUUUUCCCAUUUAGUUGUUUUUUGUGACGUGACCCCUUUUGAGCAAAAUAUUUGUUUCCCUUUAGUUAGUGUCACAACUUGGCUAUUGUGUUUCGUAGAAAACCGUAAGCAAGCUGACUUUUAGUAAAAGCUUUCUUCUGUCUCCCUCUCAUACCGUUCCUUCAACUUGACACUUCAGCUUGACACUCAGGUGAUGUAUACAAGGCAUAAAACAACUGUUUAAACGGGGAGGUCACUACUCAAACUUGUUGAAUAGGAAGCGCUUGUUGUCACUUAGCUCUGGAAAACAUUUCCCCACUGUGCAUUAACAUGACCCUGUGCGAGGGAGAAGUUAGAGUGCAACAGCUCCCUUAUCUUUUCUCACUGGAAUAGCCUUUCCUGGCAUAUGAUCCGUUUGAAACAGGUCCUUCUCCUCACCUUCUUUCUGAAGCAGUUCAGGAAAGAGAAACCAGGUUGAGGAGCUGCUUUCACCUGUCCAGCUCUUUUCGGGUGAAGUCUAGGCCACUUUGUAAAUGGCACCCAUUUCAAGUGUACUACAUUCUGAUUACAGCCACAGAAGAAGUGCACUAACUAGAGGAGGAAAUGGACUGUGUCCUUCUGUAACUAACUCCACAGGCAUGGGAGAGAGGGAGAAGAUUCCACACCUGAUAAUAUAGAUGUUGUUCAGAAAAGAAAUGUGGAUAUUUGUGUUGAUUAUGAUUCUGAAUAUGAAACCAAUGUUUAAUACUGCUGUUUUAAAAAUGUUCAUAUUGUUUUUAUUUAAUUUUUUGGGGGUCAUCGUGUUUUAGGAAAUGUUUUUGACUUGUGUUCCCAACAAAUACUUGAAUUUCUUAAGAAAAUGACUAGAACGUAAAGUAGUGAGAGAAUAAAUGGAUAGUUCCUGGAUAAUAUUACUGCGUUGAGGGUCUUUCUGGUCGUCAAUGGGAAAGACUGUAAAGGGUAAAGGUGAACUGUGCUCUAUUAUGACAUUGUUGCCUAGGUGACAAGUGUAGUCACUGAAACUAUUAGCUUCCUUACUCUAUAAAAUAUUUCUGUCAUCCAGAAAUGUUAGCAACAUUUUCUGCUAAAUAGCAGUUGUUUUGAGUUAAAAUAUUUGCCUUUUUUUUUUUUUUUGCCUGGGGCCUAUACUAAGGCAUUCAGUUAAAUGAAAAGUAUUACUGAAGUAAAUAUCUAAAUAUCU
This is a messenger RNA of Esox lucius (northern pike), 5673 nucleotides long. It is a transcript of the gene nlk1, whose product is annotated as nemo-like kinase, type 1. Bases 1352 to 2785 code for a protein of 477 amino acids. The transcript has 11 exons. Gene Ontology annotation, biological process: intracellular signal transduction; protein phosphorylation. The record is from RefSeq and is a predicted model, not a curated record. Gene Ontology annotation, cellular component: nucleus; cytoplasm. NCBI's taxonomy places the organism in Eukaryota, Metazoa, Chordata, Actinopteri, Esociformes, Esocidae. Gene Ontology annotation, molecular function: ATP binding; MAP kinase activity.